AUGACCUGCUAUUGGAGGACAAAACGAAGAUCACCGACGACGGCUUCAUGCUACAGCGGACGGUGUUCGGGUCGCCUUCCUGGAAAUAUCGUCGAGGUUUCCAACACAGUUACCUAUUCCUGCUCCACUAUUGACCUGCGAGAGCUUGUCACUAAGUUUUGGGAGUUGGAGUCGUGCAAUAGUUCCAGUACGUUAUCUGUUGAAGAGACGAUAUGCGAAGAGUACUUUGAGAAGACGACGAUACGAGACACUGAGGGACGGUUCAUCGUUACGCUACCCAAAAAAGAACACGUCGUUAGUCGGUUGCAAGACUCCAAGGCCAUCGCACUGAAACGGCUUCACGGGAUGGAGAGACGGUUCGCAGUUAACGGCCAACUGAAAGCACUCUACGUAGAAUUUGUUCAAAAAUAUCUCGCGAUGAACCACAUGUGUCAGGUCGACAACGAAGAUACCGCAAAACCAUCGUAUUAUUUACCACAUCACGUUGUGCUCAAACCGGACAGCACGACAACCAAGUUGCGAGUUGUGUUCGACGCGUCUUGCCGCUCUACGACCGGAUUAUCCUUAAACGAUGUGCUAAUGGUUGGACCGGUAGAACAGAAUGACUUGCUUUCCACCAUAAUGCGUUUCCGAUUCUGGAAGUUCGUUUUAGUAGCGGACAUUGCCUAA
Messenger RNA from Armigeres subalbatus, 669 nucleotides. RefSeq lists its product as uncharacterized. The record is from RefSeq and is a predicted model, not a curated record. The transcript has a single exon. Lineage: Eukaryota; Metazoa; Arthropoda; Insecta; Diptera; Culicidae. Bases 1 to 669 code for a protein of 222 amino acids.